Messenger RNA from Larimichthys crocea (large yellow croaker), 1840 nucleotides. RefSeq names its product SAM and SH3 domain containing 3 (gene sash3). The record is from RefSeq and is a predicted model, not a curated record. NCBI's taxonomy places the organism in Eukaryota, Metazoa, Chordata, Actinopteri, Sciaenidae. Gene Ontology annotation, molecular function: protein binding. The coding region runs from base 137 to 1336 and encodes 399 amino acids. The transcript is spliced from 8 exons.
UGCAGCGUAGUGCAAAUCUGCCUUCCUCUGUGUUUUCAUCUGACAACGUCUGCAGUGACAGCACAGCACGGGAACCCUCACUGAUUAGAACCGCUGUCUAUUGUCCAGAGACAUCUCAGGACCGCUGAAGAAGAAGAUGUUGAGGCGAAGGCCUUCCAAUGCCUCGGAGAAGGAGCAGGUGCAGAAGAAGAAGCUCACUCUGCAGAGAUCCAGCAGCUUCAAGGAUUUCAUGAAGUCCAAACCCACCUCUCCUGUUGUGUCAGAAAAAGAGUUUACCUUGGAGGAGAGUGUGGCAGAAGGUGUAACAGCAGAGGAGGCAGUGAAAAGUGGCAGCAAACUGGGCAAGAAAUGGCGCAAUGUUAUCUCACGUACCAUGACCCGCAAGACAUCCAAGAUGGUGCAGAAGGCUCUGGCUGAGGAGGGGGGUGAGAGCGGUGAGGAGCUGUCUCCAGUCUCAGCUGAUUGGCUUCCAAGUCUGAGUGCAGGACAGAGGACGUCUGUGUGCUCCACAGGGUCAGAGGACACCACGCCCAGUCCCAUCACCCGCCAGCUCUCAGGCAGUAGUGACAGACAGAGCCUGGACAGCGGAUACUGCCAGAGGGACAGCAUGAGACUGGAGGAGAAUGGCGUCUCUUACAAUGGACCUUUCUGUGGUCGUGCUCUGGUCCACACUGACUUCACUCCCAGCCCCUAUGACGUGGAGUCGCUCAAACUCCAAAAAGGAGACAUCAUCUACAUCAUUGAGAAGCCCCCUGUGGGGACCUGGACAGGGAAGCUCAACAACAAAGUGGGCUCUUUUAAAUUCAUUUACGUCAACCUGCUCCCUGACGAAAGCCCCCCAGCAAGGAGGAGACAUCGCAACAACAGGACAAACAGAACCAAUCACAAACCCAAAACGCUGGAGGAGGUGCUGGACAGCAUCGGCCUCAAUGAGCUGAGUUCUUUGCUGUCCAUGCACGGUUUCCAGAGCCUGGAGGACUUUGCAGGACUGAAGGAGUCUCACCUCAAUGAGCUGAACAUCACCGACCCAGAGCAGCGCUCCAAGAUCCUGAAUGCCUCUGAACUGCUGAAAGACUCUGACGAUGAGUCUGAGCCAGAAGAGGACAGAUCCCAGGAAGACGCCAAAGAGCCGAGGGAUUCGGGCUGUUUCGAGAGCUCGGAGAACCUGGAACCAAAGAUGGAGGAAGAGGUCCAGGAUGAAGCAUCAGAGAAGCAGAAAAGCCAGGAGGCAGAGAAACGUGAGCAGGAAACAGAACAGCAAGAUGAGAAGCAGACAGAGCAGCUGGACACUGUGCAGGAGCAGCUGCAGGAGCUGACAGUGGUUGAAGGAUCUUGAAAAAGUGGUGGGGGAAAAAAAAUACUCAAACUUCUUUUACUCCUGGUUCUCAGGGACUCCGUGGAUGCAUGUUUACUGCCCCAAAGCAAACUUCAUUAUAACAGAGUGGACUGGUGAUAGGAACACAGUGUGAGGUUGGAAAAACUGCAAACAUGAUGGCCUCUGUUUUCUUGCACUGUUGUGCAAGCAGCACAACUUUUCUUUAUCUGCCACAGCUGAGUUUGAAUGAACAUGUUGUAUUGUUUGAAUUAUGUUUUGAUACAUGUAAGAUACAUUUAGAAGUGUUCUCUCUCUUCACCAUGGUCCUGUCUUAAAUGUUUUGAUGUUGUGCAGUCUCUCAAAUAUGAAUGUAAAAUAUUUCCUGAUGUUUUUCGUGCAACUUGAAUCGUAACUUUCACUUCUUCCUUUUACUUGUUGUGAGGUACAUUACACUGAUUGUUGACAUGUAUGAGAAUGACAAUGCUGUAAAUAGAAUUUGAAUAAAACAUUUCAUUGAGACGUUGA